ACGCGCAAGAGCGCGUUCAGACGUACAUGUCUAACAAAGAUCUCAAAACAAAAUGGCGGCAUUUAUAAGUUUAUUAUUUUUAUUUGUGACUCUUUUACAUAACUCCCAGAGCCGAGGAUUGGCAGGAUCAUCUCACGACAAGGUGAUCGUAUGCUACGUAUCAAGAUGGUCAGUAUACAGGCCUGGUGCCGGAAGCUUCGAUAUCCAUGAUAUUGAGCCAUCCCUCUGCACCCACAUUAUCUACUGUUUUGUUGGGAUGGAUGAGAAUACUUUCAAAAUUAAAAAUAUUGACCCCUACCAAGACUUGGAAGAAAACGGAGGUAAGGGUGGUUUUAAGCGUUUCAUUGCACUGAAAGAAAAACACCCACACCUGAAACUUUCAGUGGGUAUCGGGGGAUGGAACGAGGGCUCUGCGAAAUACUCCAAAAUGGCCGCCGACCCAAAAUUAAGAACCAUAUUUAUAAGGAGCGUAAUGAACUACUUAGAGAAAUAUAAAUUCGAUGGCUUAGAUUUAAAUUGGGAUUACCCAACACAAAGAGGAGGAAAACCGGAAGAUAGGACAAACUUCGUUACUUUGAUUAGGGAAUUAUCAGAAGAAUUUGAAACAAAUGGAUACCUUCUCACAUCAGCACUCAGAACUGGCAAAGAUGACAUGGAUGUAGUGUAUGAUUUAGUCCACGUGAAUUACUAUUUAGACUUCAUGCAUAUCAUGACCUAUGACUACCAUGGAGCUUGGGAUGGGGUUGUCGGAGCUAAUGCACCAAUAUAUGGGCAACAUGAGAAUGAUAUAUACAGUAUCGAUUAUACCAUCAGCUAUCUUCUCUCCAAAGGUCUGACCCCCAGUAAAAUGGUUUUCGGUCUAGCAAUGUAUGGACGUACAUCCACAUUCAAUGUUCCUAAUCCUAAGAAAAUCGUUUUCGGUGAAACCACCACAGUAACCACUGGUUUUGCUGGACCGUUCAGUAAAGAAAACGGCUUUAUGGGAUACAAUGAGAUCUGCUUGGAAUUUACAAAUAAAUCAUCACCAUGGGUCCACGGUUGGGAUGAGAAAACAAGUACUCCAUAUAUUGCAGAUGAAACGCGUUUUAUAACAUACGACAAUCCUCGCUCCAUUGCAAACAAAGUCAAGUAUGCAAUGGAUCGUGGAAUAGGCGGUUUUUCAGCUUGGAGUAUAGUCACAGAUGACUUCAGAGGAUCGUGUGAUGAUGAACCGGACACCUAUAAAGAUUACAUCGAGAGAUUCAAUAAGAUUGCCGAUCAGCCUCUAUUGAAAGAUGCCUUGAUAAGUUUAAAAGAAGCUGGUGUCGAAACCGAAUUUUACGUUAUUUCCGAUAAAAAAGCAAAACUUCGCCUACCGAAGCCAAGAUUUGCAAACUACCCUCUUCUAAGAACUGUCAACGAGGCCAUAAAUUUGGCAACAGAAGAAAAAAAGGUUUUCGAUGAAAUGGAAAGAAUUAAGGACAUAAGAAGAAUUGACAUUGAAAAGGGCAAAUCGCCGUGUGUACGGACUUGCACUGAAGUCUGCUAUUACGGAAUAUCGACGGUGCUGCGAGAUGAGGAAACUCUUCCUAUUAAUACAAGAAAAAGCAAAAGUCAACAAGCAAAGGCGGGAUCUCUACCGCACUUCAAAAGUCCUAAAAAAUACUAGGAUUUGGGUGAUGUCAGAAUAUAGCUAUAUGGAUUUGAGUAUUGUACCUAAAUAUAUUCUUAUACUUUAAA
This is a messenger RNA of Melitaea cinxia (Glanville fritillary), 1719 nucleotides long. Its product is annotated as probable chitinase 2. Gene Ontology annotation, cellular component: extracellular region. The record is from RefSeq and is a predicted model, not a curated record. The transcript has 10 exons. Gene Ontology annotation, molecular function: chitinase activity; chitin binding. Gene Ontology annotation, biological process: chitin catabolic process; carbohydrate metabolic process. NCBI's taxonomy places the organism in Eukaryota, Metazoa, Arthropoda, Insecta, Lepidoptera, Nymphalidae. The coding region runs from base 53 to 1648 and encodes 531 amino acids.